UCUAAACAUAGCCUUAAAUCAUGCAAUAUAACGUACAUCUACUGUGUAGAACAAUAGGAGAACUAUGUAAAACACAGAAAGUCCAUAGAUUAAGAAGUCCAAAACAAUGGGAUUGUAGUAGUACUGGACACUCCAAGGAACUGUGGAAGAAUAGCAAAAAUGCACGCCAUCUGUGGUAUAAACACUGGAAUGACACAGCACAAAGCGAUGUGUCAGAUAGAUACAAAGAACCAAUAUCAGGAAACCUUGGAUAUCGCACAAUCCGCUCUACACCUAAUAUAACAUGGCAACACGAAAAUAAACUUAACCUUAAUAAAAGGUUCAUGUCUUCCAAAACCGAUCCUGAUGUAUCAAAUGAUAUCAAACAUAUAAAGGCAGGAAAAACUUUAACAUUGAGGGAUCUGUUGUGGCCAACCGACAGCAUGCUGAAGAAGAAAAUUGCAAUAAGCUCAGCAUUCCUCAUCAUAUCAAAAGUAGCAACUAUAGCCAUACCAAUGUGCAUGUCAGCAAUGAUAGAUAUAAUGGCAGGAGCGAAUGUAACCAACUCAGGGUUGUUCGCAGCACUGGGAAUGGGAAACAUGGCAUCAACACAAUUUGGGUUGGCAAAAUUGUAUCUUGCAGCAUAUUGCAUAGCAAGAUUGUCGUCUUCAUUCUUCACAGAAGCAAGAAAUGCAAUAUUCAGCACCGUCAUGGAAAGAACAGGAAUGAUGAACGCAUCUAAAAUGUUUAUGAAAAUACAUUGCCUAGAUAUCGAUUUUCUACUCAUGUCUAAAUCAGGUGAAAUAUCGACGAUAUUCACACGUGGAAUAAAAGCAAUAUCACAGGUGUUGCGUAUACUAGUCUUCCAAAUAGUACCAACAAUGCUAGAGUUCACAAUGGUCACAGCACUGCUGUGCUAUAAACUGGGAUUCGUUAUAGCGUCAUUAACAGCAAGCACUAUGUUUGUAUACGUGUUUUUCACAGCAAUGGUAACCAGAAGAAGAAUGGUAUUAAGAAGGUUCAUGGUAAGCGCAGAACAAAAAGCAGCAGGAGUGUUCACCGACUGUAUCACAAAUGCAGAAGCCGUGCGAUACUACAAUGCAGAAAAUAGAGAACUUAACCGAUAUGCAUCACAACAAUUCGAUUAUGAAACUAACGCAGUCAAGGUACACCAGUCACUAGCAAUGCUCAAUUUCGGUCAAAAUGCAAUAUUCAACGCCGGACUGUUCACGUCAAUGUGGCUCACGCUUAAAGGUAUAGCUGAAGGAACAGGUCAAUUCGGAGAUCUUAUACUAGUUAAUACACUGCUGUUCCAGUUGGCCAUACCGCUGAAUCUAAUAGGAACCAUGUACAGGGAAACUAAAACUAGCAUGGUAGAUCUACAAAAGUUUCUAGAGUUGUUAAAACAAGAACCAAAGGUACAUGACAACCCUGAUGCAAAAGAACUUAUAAUCAAUGCUGGGAAAAUAGAAUUCAAGAAUGUAUGCCAUGCAUAUGAACAGGCAGUAGGAGCUACAAAAAUAUUGCACAACUUCUCACUCACACUUGAACAAGGCAAAACUGUAGCUAUAGUAGGGGAUUCCGGCAGUGGGAAAUCCACUAUCGCAAAGAUGCUAUUCAGAUUGUAUGACCCUUCCGAAGGACAAAUAUUAAUUGAUGGACAAGAUAUAAAAAAUGUCACACUCAGCAGCCUCAGGAAUUCUAUCGGCAUUGUACCGCAGGAUGUCGUGCUAUUCAACGAAUCUAUCGAAUAUAACAUCAAGUAUGGACGCCCAGAAGCUACCAUGGAAGAUGUCAUAGGAGCAGCAAAACUAGCGGGAAUGCAUGAUACCAUACUUAACCUACCAGAUGGAUAUAAUACAAUAGUAGGAGAAAGAGGAAUGAAACUAAGUGGAGGAGAAAAACAAAGAAUUGGAAUAGCAAGAUGCAUCCUCAAAAAUCCAAAAAUAUUAGUUUUCGAUGAAGCAACAAGCUCACUUGACUCAAUGACCGAGCAUAAAGUACUAACGGCUUUCAGAAAACUAAGCGCAAACAGAACUACCAUCGUCAUAGCACAUAGACUCUCGUCAAUACUGGAAGCAGAUGAAAUUGCAGUCUUCCGAGACGGAAAAAUCGUCGAAAAAGGAGAAACACAAAAAAUUAUGGAGGACCCAAAUGGGUACCUACAACAAAUCAUACGAUCAAACGCAGUCAUGAAAAUAUAACUAAUAA
Babesia bovis T2Bo is the source of this 2190-nucleotide messenger RNA. RefSeq names its product ABC transporter B family member 25 mitochondrial. Gene Ontology annotation, cellular component: mitochondrial inner membrane. NCBI's taxonomy places the organism in Eukaryota, Apicomplexa, Aconoidasida, Piroplasmida, Babesiidae. The coding region runs from base 21 to 2183 and encodes 720 amino acids. Gene Ontology annotation, biological process: intracellular iron ion homeostasis; transmembrane transport. The record is from RefSeq and is a predicted model, not a curated record. Gene Ontology annotation, molecular function: ABC-type transporter activity; ATP binding; ATP hydrolysis activity. The transcript is spliced from 2 exons.